Thamnophis elegans (Western terrestrial garter snake) is the source of this 588-nucleotide messenger RNA. RefSeq names its product SS nuclear autoantigen 1 (gene SSNA1). The record is from RefSeq and is a predicted model, not a curated record. Gene Ontology annotation, cellular component: ciliary basal body; centrosome. Bases 81 to 434 code for a protein of 117 amino acids. The transcript is spliced from 3 exons. Lineage: Eukaryota; Metazoa; Chordata; Lepidosauria; Squamata; Natricidae.
UUGGAGGAGGAGGAAGAGGAGAAGGCGGAGCCGCCGGGCGGGAAGGCGGCCGGGCGGAGAGAGCGGCGGCGGCGGCGGCGAUGACCCAGCAAGGCGCGGCGCUGCAGAGCUACAACAACGAGCUGGUCAAGUGCAUCGAGGAGCUGUGCGCCAAGCGGGACGAGCUGAGCCGGCAGAUCCGGCAGGAGGAGGAGGAGAAGGCGAAGCUGCAGGGCGACCUCCGCCAGCUGACCGAGCGCCUGGCCCGCAUCAACGAGACCCUGGCCCACAAGAUGGCCUCGCGCAACGAGUUCGACAAGACCAUCGCCGAGACCGAGGCGGCCUACAUGAAGAUCCUGGAAAGCUCGCAGACGCUGCUUAACGUGCUGAAGAAGGAAGCCGGGAACCUGGCCAAAGCCACCGAGUCCAAGAGCCUCCCCGCCAAGGACAGCUGAGGGGGUCUGGUGGGGGGGGGGGAAGCGGGGACCACCAAAUAAAAGUUUUCUUGGAUUUCUCAAAAGACUCUCCUGGAGCUUUCAAUGGGGGGGGGCAUAAGGUUUAGCAAUAGCAAUUAGACUUAUAUACCGCUUCAUAGGGCUUUCAACCCUC